This is a messenger RNA of Dichomitus squalens LYAD-421 SS1, 1419 nucleotides long. Its product is annotated as cytochrome P450. The record is from RefSeq and is a predicted model, not a curated record. Gene Ontology annotation, molecular function: heme binding; iron ion binding; monooxygenase activity. The transcript is spliced from 10 exons. Bases 1 to 1419 code for a protein of 472 amino acids. Lineage: Eukaryota; Fungi; Basidiomycota; Agaricomycetes; Polyporales; Polyporaceae.
AUGGAUCAAGGUCAGGCCUGUGCUUUUGUUUGCGCAGGUAUACUUCUUGGAGUCGUCGUUUUCCGGUGUAACAUUAAUCCAUACUAUGGCUCUGCAUUCAAGGUCGCAUUGCUCGAUCGGUGGAUGGUCAUCAUCUCAGGUCCCAAGAUGAUAGAAGACAUCAGAAGACGACCCGAAGACGAGCUGUCCUUUACCGAGGCCGUCCAAACUUUACUACAGUACAAAUAUACUGUUGGUCAGAAGAUACAAGAGGACCCAUAUCAUAUUGUCGUCGUGAAGGAGAAGCUCCAGAAUCGCCUGCUUCCGAUCAUGACGCUAGGCUUGAUCGACGAAGUCGUUCCAACAGUACAGAAAUAUUUUCCCACCACGGAGGAUCAAUGGACCGAUUUCAAUGUUGUUGCCGCUUCCUUGAAGAUCAUUGCCCGUGUAAGUAACCGGGCGUUCGUCGGGUUACCCUUAUGUCGCAAUGAGGAGUAUAACGACAUAUCUGUCCAUUUUUCUGUGGAGAUCGUGAAAGCUGGCACGACACUCUUCCUCUUUCCCGACGUCCUAAAACCACUCGUGGCUCCAUUCAUAAGCAAGGUGAGACAAACCACCAAGCGCGCUCUGCAGCACCUCGGGCCUAUCAUUCAGGACCGGCGUAUGGCUAUACAAGAGCUAGGCAUAGAGUGGCCUGACAAGCCAAAUGAUGUCCUGCAGUGGAUCAUCGACAAAGCCGUCGAGAAACACGAAACUGACGUAGAGAUCGUUGAGAGAUUACUCCUUCUAAACCUGGCCGCCAUCCAUACUUCCUCCAGUAGUAUCGCCCACGUACUAUAUCAUCUUGCCGAACAACCAGAGCUCCUAUCACCUCUUCGCGAGGAGAUCGAGGCUAGCAUCGAUGCAGACGGAUGGACUAUGUCUGCCUUCGGGAGAAUGUGGAAGCUCGACAGCCUUCUCCGAGAGUCGCAGCGCUACAACGGGUUCACUCUCGCCUCCAUGAUCCGAGUCGCCAUGAGAGACAUUGUCCUCACCAACGGCACGUUCAUCCCCAAAGGCACACUCCUUGGCGCGGCCGCGCAUCCCACGCACCACGACAACACCCAUUUCCCCGACGCGCACGUCUUCGACCCGUUCCGCUUUGCGCGCAUGCGCGAAGCCGGCAGCUUCGAGGGUCACCUCGCGAGGCUCCAGUUCGCCAGCACUUCCCCAGAAUACCUCCCGUUUGGUCAUGGCCAGCUCGCCUGCCCAGGACGGCAUUUCGCCGCUAAUCAAUUGAAGGCGGUUCUCUCCUAUAUCAUUCUCAAUCACGACCUGAGACUCACGGAUAGCAAGAAUGACGGCUCCCAGCCGCAGCGGCCACCAAACGUCUAUGUCUCCCUGGCCGUCAUUCCUCCCAUCGAUGGAAUCAUCCAGCUGAGAAAGCGCGCCGUAGCUUGA